Macadamia integrifolia is the source of this 1757-nucleotide messenger RNA. RefSeq names its product probable low-specificity L-threonine aldolase 1. The record is from RefSeq and is a predicted model, not a curated record. The transcript is spliced from 11 exons. Lineage: Eukaryota; Viridiplantae; Streptophyta; Magnoliopsida; Proteales; Proteaceae. Gene Ontology annotation, cellular component: cytosol. Gene Ontology annotation, biological process: L-threonine catabolic process; glycine biosynthetic process. Gene Ontology annotation, molecular function: L-allo-threonine aldolase activity. Bases 457 to 1533 code for a protein of 358 amino acids.
UACUCUUCAUGCAUUCUUUGUUUCUUCUGUGACUUUUCCUCUUCUGGGGGUCACUCGAAACUGUUAAGUUUGAGGUCAACAUUUCAUGGGUUUGGUUUGUUUUUUAAUCAUGAAUCAUGAUCUAUGUCCUGUAUUAUUGGUUUGAGCUUGGGUGGAUGAGUACUGACUAGAUACUGAACUGGAUUUGGGUUUUCCUUUUUGUCUGGUUCUCGAUUUCUACUCCUCUUUAAAGGGUUUGUUAUUUGAGUUGUUCAAUCGUGGAAUCUGGGUUGCCUCUGCUGGCCCAAAUUGGUUAUAACAGAAUCAGGAAAACCAGUUUUUCUGUUUUUGCGAGGUCAAGAACAGAGCCGUAGCAGAAUUUGAACUCUGAGAGUGUAAGAAUUUGUCAUUGAGUUUCGGAUUGCAGGGGAAGAGAGUAUUGGGAGAACGGAGCUGUGAUUUUUUUAUCUCAGAAAAAUGGUGACCAGAACAGUGGACCUUCGAUCAGACACAGUCACCAAACCAACUGAAGCAAUGCGAACCGCAAUGGCAAAUGCUGAAGUUGAUGAUGACAUCUUGGGUAAUGACCCAACAGCCUAUCGCUUGGAGGUAGAGAUGGCAAGGAUCAUGGGCAAGGAAGCAGCUAUCUUUGUUCCUUCAGGCACCAUGGGUAACCUCGUAAGUGUACUAGUCCAUUGUGAAGUUAGAGGAAGUGAAGUCAUCCUUGGAGACAAAUCCCAUAUCCAUCUUUAUGAGAAUGGAGGAAUCUCGAUUAUUGGUGGUGUACAUUCGAGAACCGUGAAGAAUAAUCCAGACGGAACGAUGGAUAUUGCGUUGAUUGAAGCUGCUAUAAGGGAUCCUGAAGAGGACCUUUACCACCCAACUACUAGGCUUAUCUGCUUGGAGAACUCGCAUGCAACUGUUGGUGGUAGAUGCAUUUCUGUUGAAUACACAGACAAGGUAGGCGAGCUUGCUAGAAAACAUGGCUUGAAGCUUCACAUAGAUGGAGCACGGAUCUUCAAUGCUGGAACUGCACUUGGGGUUCCUAUUGAUAGACUUGUGCAAGCUGCUGAUUCAGUUUCGGUCUGUCUCUCCAAAGGUGUCGGUGCUCCUGUUGGAUCCGUCAUUGUAGGUUCAAAAAGCUUUAUUGCCAAGGCCAAGAGACUUCGGAAAACCAUCGGUGGGGGAAUGAGGCAGGUUGGUGUCCUAUGUGCUGCUGCUUUGGUUGCAUUGCAAGAGAAUGUCCCUAAGCUUGAGGGUGAUCACAGGAAAGCAAAACUUUUAGCAGAUGGACUGGCUCACAUCAAAGGAAUAGAAGUGGAUAUGGAUUCAGUUGCGACCAAUAUUAUAUAUUUUAAUGUUUCAGAGGGCUCUAACAUGACAGCAGGCAAGCUCUGCCAGUUACUAGAAAAACAUGGUAUACUUGUGAGGCCAAUGUAUUCAUCCAGCAUAAGGGCUGUUCUCCACCACCAAAUCUCAGAAAGUGAUGUUCAGUACACCCUGUCCUGCAUUCAGCAAGCUUUUCAACCCCAAUUCGCGGAUAAUGGAAAAUGAGAAUAUGUCGAUCCUUCAACUGGAAGAUGCUUCCUGCUCUUUCUUAGAAGAUUUGUAACCAUUUGCAAGCCAAAAACAAGAAUGCAGGCUUAAAAGGCAUGGACCUCAUCCAAAAAUAAUGUAAUUGAUACUUUCAUUGUUUGGGAACUGCUUUUCUAGUUUUCCUUUGUAAACUCAUCUAUCAGAAUACUUUACCAUUAAUUCUCCAUUUACCAUGUACCUGA